Helianthus annuus (common sunflower) is the source of this 2541-nucleotide messenger RNA. RefSeq names its product xyloglucan galactosyltransferase MUR3. NCBI's taxonomy places the organism in Eukaryota, Viridiplantae, Streptophyta, Magnoliopsida, Asterales, Asteraceae. The transcript has a single exon. Bases 363 to 2255 code for a protein of 630 amino acids. Gene Ontology annotation, molecular function: glycosyltransferase activity. The record is from RefSeq and is a predicted model, not a curated record.
GACUACACAGCACGACACCAGAUUGCACAUAUAUAUAAUCAUCAUCAUCGCCUCCACUUCAUCAAUCGGAUCCUGUAAGUAUCAUCUUCAUCAUUCACUUCAUGAUUCGGUAAUCUCUCAUUGACUCGAUCUGAUUGAUUUUGACUUGUUGAUUUCAUUCAAUUUCUCACUGCAUUCACCAGAUUUCGUGCCCUAAUUUCACCAAUCGCCUCCAAUUUAUGCUUCAUUAAGCCUUUUGUUCAAUUGGUGUGAUCUAUAUUCAUUCAAUUCAUUCCAUUCGUUCGCUCGUUUGUGUGUUUGUGUGUUUGUUAGGGUUACGUGUUUGUUACGUUAUGUUUGUGAUUUGUUGAUUUAAUAAUCUGAUGAGACGCCGUUCACCGGUGAAUCUUCCAGCAGAUCGUAUGGAAAAGGGGAAUAACAAAUCUCAACACUCUAGAAUCUGUGUGUUAGGGUUACUUUGUGCCUUUUUUUGGGGUGUUUUAUUGUACUUUCAUUUUGUUGUUAUUGGUGGUAGAACUUUUCAAGUUACUUCCAUUAGUUCCGAGAUUAGAACUCAUGAUCCUGUCCCAGUGAUUCGUUCGAACCCUCCGGUUGACAUCGAUCGUGUAGCGAAUGAUAAUAAACCCGAGAUUAGAGAUAUAGAUUUAGAUACACAGGAUGUAGCUGAACAGAAAUCUGAUAAUUCGGUUACAGAUCCGGUUGAAAAUUCGCAGGAUUCGGAACCGGAGGUUGUAACCGAACAGAAAUCUGAUAAUUCGGUUACAGAUCCUGUAGUUGAACAGAAAUCUGAGGAUGUUAAUAAGCCGAAAGAUUUUCCGUUUAUGAAGGCGUUGAAAACCGUAGAGAACAAAAGUGAUCCUUGUGGUGGGAGAUAUGUGUAUGUGCAUGAUCUUCCGUCGAGGUUUAACGAAGAUAUGCUUAAGCAGUGUAGGAGUCUUAGCAAGUGGACGAACAUGUGUAAGUUCACGACGAAUGCUGGACUUGGGCCUCCGUUGGAGAAUACGGAAGGUGUGUUUUCGGAUAAUGGGUGGUAUGCGACGAAUCAGUUUGCGGUGGAUGUUAUAUUUAGUAACCGGAUGAAGCAGUAUGAGUGUUUGACUAAAGAUUCUUCGCUUGCCGCGGCUAUAUUCGUCCCUUUUUAUGCCGGUUUUGAUAUCGCGAGGUUUCUUUGGGGGUAUAAUAUAUCGAUGAGAGAUGCUGCGUCUCUUGAUCUUGUCGAUUGGUUACAGAAGAGACCCGAGUGGGGAAUAAUGGGGGGUAAAGAUCAUUUUCUUGUUGCGGGUAGGAUUACGUGGGAUUUUAGGAGAUUGAGUGAAGAAGAAACCGAUUGGGGGAACAAGCUUUUGUUUUUACCGGCUGCUAAAAACAUGUCGAUGCUUGUUGUGGAAUCGAGUCCAUGGAACGCGAACGAUUUUGCGAUUCCGUAUCCAACUUAUUUUCAUCCGUCGAAAGACGCUGAAGUGUUCGCGUGGCAGGAUCGAAUGAUGAACUUGGAUAGAAAAUGGCUUUUCUGUUUCGCUGGAGCACCUCGUCCCGAUAAUCCGAAAUCGAUUAGGGGUCAGAUUAUCGAUCAAUGCAAGAAUUCGGAUGUCGGAAAGCUUUUGGAAUGCGAUCUUGGUGAAAGCAAGUGUCAUUCCCCUAGUAGUAUAAUGCAGAUGUUUCAAAGCUCGGUUUUUUGUUUACAACCACAAGGCGAUUCGUACACAAGACGAUCAGCUUUUGACUCGAUGUUAGCUGGUUGUAUCCCGGUUUUCUUUCAUCCCGGUUCUGCAUACACGCAGUACACCUGGCAUCUUCCGAAAAAUUACACAAAGUAUUCGGUUUUCAUCCCGGAAGAUGAUCUUCGUAAGAGAAAUAUCAGUAUAGAAGAAAGAUUAAGUCAAAUCCCUCCGGAUCAGGUCAAAAUGAUGAGGGAGGAAGUCAUAAAUCUGAUUCCGAGGUUAAUAUACGCAGACCCGCGGUCAAAAUUGGAUUCUCAUAAAGAUGCUUUUGAUGUAUCUGUUCAAGCGAUUAUAGACAAAGUGACGAGAAUGAGAAAAGACAUUAUUGAAGGCCGUACGAAUGAUGAUUUUAUCGAGGAGUUAAGUUGGAAGUAUGCUUUGUUAGAUGAAGGUGAAUAUGUAGGUGUUCAUGAAUGGGACCCGUUUUUCUCUAAACCAAAACCGAAUGAUGGAAACAGUGAUUCAGACGGUUCUGGUUCUUCAGCGGAAGCAGCAAAGAAUUCUUGGAAAAACGAGCAAAGACAGCACUCAUGAGUGGUUCAAAUAGCAGCAUGAAGAUGUAAUGGAGGUUAGUUAUGUUUGCUUAAAAUUAAAUGUCAGUUGAUACUUCAUAUUAGAGGUUACUUGUGGCCUGCUUAUUCAGUUAUUGAAGCCGGAAACGAGAAAUCAUAAAUUUUCCACUAAUAUAUAGUUACUUUAUUUUGUCAGAUUGUUGAUUCUUUGUAAUGAUAUUUAUAUACACAUGCUUUUACAUGAACUUUUGUUUGUCUUUUAAUAGCACUUGAAACAAAAAUGCCCAAAGGAAAAGUUUACAUUUUUA